UCCUACCCAAACUGCCCCGCCCCGCGCCAGUUAUCCAUCCACGCCUCCUCCUCAAUGCUCCUCCUCCUGCCCCGUGCCCCGCCUCUGCCGGCCCUCCGCCAUCGACGCCUCCUCCUCCCGCCCCCACGCCCUGCCACCGCUGGGGAGCGGGUGCCGCUGCUGCACCCCGCUGGUCGUCCUCUCCCUCCCCGCCACCGCCGAAGAGCGGGCGCCACGCCACCGCUGGGGAGCGGGUGCCGCUGCUGCGCCCCGCUGGCCCUCCUCUCUCCUCCCCGCCAUCGCCAGAGAGCGGGCGCCGCCGCUGCACCCCACCACCCUGGGGACAGGGUGAUGGAGCUCCCAAUACUAACCAACUAAAGAUUUUAACUGCUUCCCUUUGUAGAUUUUGAAAGAAGGAGAUACGUCAAACCAUGGGGAAGAGCAAGGCGUCCGCUAAGCCACCCCUAUGACAUAGAUGAACAAGCUCGACGCUGUCUUUUCCUGCCCAUUCUGCAAUCAUGGGAGCAGCAUUGAAUGCCGGAUUGAUAUGCACAACCUGAUUGGUGAGGCUACUUGUCAAAUCUGCCAGGAAAGCUUCAGCAUCACUGCAAAUGAUUGUACCUUCGUCAGACCGCCGUCCUCACCCCAUCAUCGUGCACCCCCGCCUGUCUGCUCACGCAUUCACAUUGAGGAAGAUGAUGAGAACCUCGGCCACGCCACCAUCCUCUCCCCGUCAUCAUCCCUUUGCAGCUUUUCCUGUCCCGACCGCCGGAGCUUCUCGCCGCAGGGCACAAGCACCUUGCAAUCGCGGUGUGCUUCUCCCCUAGUGCUGUCAUAUAGACAUCUUGCAAAAAGAGAGCUUCACGGAGCUUCACACAUUCGCACUGAGGAAGAUGAUGAGAACCUCGGCCACGCCGCCAUCCUCUCCCCGUCGUCAUCCCGUUGCAGCUUUUCCUGUCCCGACUGCCAGAGAGCCUCGCCGCUGGGUACAAGCACCUUGCAGCUGUGUGCUUCUCCCCUGGUGCUAUCAUAUAGACAUCUUGCAAGUAAGUGACCGUCAAUCCAACUGUUGUCUUUCUCUUCACUAGAUUUUAGUUGCUUUCUUACUUUGUCUCGAAGAAACAUCAUUUUUAAGUGUAAUUUAUUAUAGCUCACAAUCACAGAUUACUGUAAUGCAUAAUUACUUUGCAUGUGUCAGCCAUUCUGAAUAGGGAACAUUCUUACGGGACAUCAUGUUCACUUGGCAUACUUACUGGAUUGAGGAAGAAAUUUUGAAAUGUUUCUCAAACCAGAGUGUUUUAUUAGUUGCGGGCUUUGGGUAGUUCAGCAUGUUCGACUGAGCUUAAUUC
Messenger RNA from Triticum urartu, 1328 nucleotides. The record is from RefSeq and is a predicted model, not a curated record. Lineage: Eukaryota; Viridiplantae; Streptophyta; Magnoliopsida; Poales; Poaceae.